Messenger RNA from Kwoniella mangroviensis CBS 8507, 1566 nucleotides. RefSeq lists its product as uncharacterized. Bases 1 to 1566 code for a protein of 521 amino acids. Lineage: Eukaryota; Fungi; Basidiomycota; Tremellomycetes; Tremellales; Cryptococcaceae. The record is from RefSeq and is a predicted model, not a curated record. The transcript has 2 exons.
AUGUCCAGCUUCGAUCCUCCGUCCCCUGCUGCUCUCGUCUGGUCACUCCCCCACAUCCGAGUGAGGAUACUGAGCUAUCUUAGACCUCAAGACUUGCUGAACACUCUGACGCUGUCCAAGGAGAAUUUCAACGUCGUGGUGGGUGUGAUGUUCAGAGAGAUGAACCAUUGGAGCUAUACCAGGUUGAAAGACCAUUGCAGGUCUAUCCAACGCCUUCGUUGUUAUACCUCCGCCGUACGAUACCUCGAAACAGCCGCUGAGCUGAGUACAGCCAAAGGUCCUUCGAUAUUUAUGACUUUUCCCAAUCUGCUCAAAGCAUACACAUCAGAUUGCGCACACCGCGCUUUUGGCGAGAUUCAGGAAGCCUACGAAUACCUCGAGCUCGUACAGCCUGCGGAUCCAACAGCAGCGGGAUACUUCAAUUUUAUUCGGAACUAUGCAAUAUCCCCUAUCAGCGCGCCCACAUUGGUGUAUGGUGAACAUGAGACGUUUCCGCCUGGGUGGGACAUACAGGUGAAAGCAGGUUCGAUCGAUUGCUCAGACGAAUUGAUUGGAAGGGAUCAAACGGAAUUGACACCGAGUGGAGUAGUCGAUAAAUUGCUCGAAGCUUGGUUGGAUGAAAAAGGGAUAUUUAGUCAACCAUUCAAAAAGUUUAGGAUACAAGCUCCUGUGACUAGGAGGAAAUUGGUAGAUACGAUUAAGAAAGUCAGUCAGAUGGGUCAAGAGUUGCCGCAACACCUAUCGGUAACGUUGGUCAAUGCGGAUGGACAUGACGAAGCACAAUCACAGCAGGGACCAGUCUUGGAAGAUGCCAACCAAGAUGGGAAUGCGAACGAUAUUCAGGCAAAUGUUCAAGGUGAGACAGAUGCGAUCCCGCCAACACCUGCAUUAGAUGAUCUGAGAAUGGUAGAGAUACUAUGUGAACAUUUCGAGGGAUUGGAGUUAUACAUCCAUGAAAAUUCGGAUCUAUACCCGAAAUAUAGUUUACAUGAUUUACUAUGUCAUGAGCCUAUUGAUUGGUCGGACAAGCAAAGCAAAUUAAGAAGAUUGCUCUUAUCUAUUGACGUCUCCGAAAAUUAUUCUCUGUUCUCUAUACCGAGGUCAACUCGUUCGCGUUCAUCAAGUUCGUCAUCAUCAGACCCCUCUUCGCCCUCCCCGCGCUCACGUUCUCCUUCGAAUACAACACCCCAACAACCAUCACUGCACUUAGACAGCCUCACAUUGCUGCUGUAUCCACCGAUACCCUCCGAGACCCCUCCGGAAUGGACUUUCACCCAAUAUCUCCCUUCGAUGUCAUUCUUUGCUCAAGCGAUACUUCACCAAUUUGGGACUAGUCCCAACUGCGAAUAUACAAUUAAAGUGAAACAGUGGGGACCUAGAAGAGACGAGCUGUUGAGUAGGUCGUUGACGGAUCUUCUCAGGAAAGAGAUAAGAGAGAUUGAACAUAGAGAGAGCGUGGAUCGGAGACCUGGAUGGAGACGGAUUGGAGGGAGCGGAAGAGAAAACAGAUUUGUGGGAGAGAAAAGGAUUAAGAAGGCCAGGGCUAGGAAUUAUACGGAUUGGUAG